Messenger RNA from Meloidogyne enterolobii, 1822 nucleotides. NCBI's taxonomy places the organism in Eukaryota, Metazoa, Nematoda, Chromadorea, Rhabditida, Meloidogynidae. The record is from the annotation of a GenBank genome assembly.
CGAUGCAACUUUAUAAAUUAUCUUGUAUUGUGUGUGGCAAUUUAUCUUGGAUCUUUAGGACGUCAAGCCGACUAGGUGGAAAGGGUAUAUUCCAAAGAUGUUUUUCAACCGUCAAAAUACGUGAAAUUCGCCCUCAACCAGAAGCAAAAAAAUUGUUAACUCAAGAAGAACUUGAAGAACAACAAUUUACUGAAUUAAAAUUAGCUUUGGGAAUGCUUAAUGGAAAUAAAGUUUUUGGUUCGGAACAAAUUUUAUUAGUUCAUCCACAUGUGAGGUGGGGUAGUGGAUCAGCGCCAAAAAAUGCAAAGCCUGAACUUCAAGUUGAAGAAGCACAGACACUAUGCCAAACAAUUCCAGGGUUUAAAGUUGUUAGUAGUAUUAUUGUAAAUACAGACUAUAAUGUUCGUUCAAAAUUGAUUUGGGGUUCCGGUCGAUUGGAUGCUAUAAUUCGGCACAGACAACAAUAUAAUAUUACAGCAUUAAUGAUUAAUAUCGAUUCUUUAUCUCCAUUACAACUGAGUGAAUUAACCAAUUAUUUUGGCCUCCCAAUAUAUGAUCGGUUAACUAUUGUUUUAUCAAUAUUUAAAAUUUUUGCCAAAACAAAAGAAGCUAAACUUCAAAUUGCUUUGGCAGAAAUACCUUUUAUAAGAUCUCAUAUUAGAUUUUUAAAUAAGUCUGGAGAACAUCUUUCAGAUAAUAAAACACUUAUUAGUUCAUCUGCUCCAAUGUUUCCAACAAUAGAAAGGUUAGAAGGUACAAAACAGCUUGAAUUUCUUCGACUUCGUGAACACAAAAUUAGAAAACAAAUAAACAAUUCUAUUGAAUUAACUAAACGAGAAUUGUUAGAAAAUAAAGAAAAAUAUGGCCCUGGAAAGACCCCUGUAAUUGGCAUUAUAGGUUAUACAAAUGCUGGCAAAACAACAUUUAUUAAACGUUUAACUGAUUCUUCAACACUUUUGGGUGAGAAUCGCCUUUUUGCAACCUUGGAUUCAACCACCCAUUUGUCAACAUUACCUUCAAGUAUCAAAGUUAUUUUUGCGGAUACAAUUGGUUUUAUUUCUAAUUUACCAAUUAAAUUGUUGGCAUCUUUCUCUGCUACUUUACAACAUGUCGAAAGCGCUGAUUUGUUAAUCCAUAUAAUGGAUCUUUCACAUCCAGAUCUUCUAGCACAACGUGACAAUGUUUUGGAAACACUUCAUAAUUUAAAAAUAAAUCAAAAUUUAAUUAAUAAUAUUAUUAAUGUGGGUAAUAAAUUGGACAAAUGUGAUGCUGAAAGAAAAGAAAAACUUAAAGAAUGGGGAAUUCUCACUUCAGAAAAUUCUAAUAAUUUAUUUCCUAUUUCUUGUCGGACAUUGGAAGGAUUGCCGGAAUUAAUAAAACAAAUUGAUAAAGUAAAGAUUUUUUUAAUUAAUUUUUUGAAUUAAAAACAGAAAGUAAAAAUACUUUCGGGGGCUUCAAUUCGUCGACUUAGGCUUCCAAACAAUUCAAGACUUUCUCAGCGUCUCUACAAAGAAGGAUAUGUAGGAAUACCGAGUGAAUGUGGACAAUAUUUAUUUUUUGAUUUAUUAAUGAAUAAUGAACAAUUUGCAAAAUUUCAUGCCUCAACAGGUAUGCGUUUAAAGAAAAAAGAAGAAAUGGAAGAAUAGAAGGGCUGAAGAAUAUAUAUCAUAGAACUGCGCAGUUUUGCAAUUGUCUACUUUUGCAAUUGUCCAUUUUUUAACUGUCUCGAUGUCCAAUUGUCAUAAAUCCUUUUUAUUUGUAUUUUACUUUCUUUUUGUAAGCAAUUUUUUCUGAUUUUAACGUGUUUCGCGUUUUUCAUAUU